CGGGUAAUCGUCGAUGGGUCGACCUUUGACGAUGACGGUGACGCUGCCAUGAAAAUGGAGAUGGCCAAGGAAGCUUUUAGGGCAUAUUCAGGGCUUGAGCAUAAGCCUCCGAGACAUGAGAUUUGGGUUUGGUAUGCGUAUGAACUGUGCUCUUACUUCGUUCAUACAGUUCUUAUACCUAUUGUGUUUUCUCUAAUCAUCAGUCAAGUAGUUGAUGAACCUACUGAGCCACGCCGGAGUCCUAAGGGCCUCACCUGUAUGGCCGGUGAAAUGAAAUUGUACGAUCAACUUACACGCAGUUCAAUAUCAGUUGGCAAUUCAAAAGUUUCACCCUUAGAGUGGACUUCAAUCUCUUGGGCAAUAGGCUUAGUUGUGGCUGCCCCGGUACUCCGUUUCAUUUCCACCAACCUCGACCAUAGCCCGAACCAGCAACUUAUUACUGGAGCUGCAACAGCCCUCGGAGCAUUCUUUUGUCUACCUGCUGGAUUCUUCAAAGUUGCAUGGAUCUUCCCCGUAUAUAUUGCUCCUAUCGUGGUUGGCAUCACCAUUGCUACAGCUUCCCACACCCGCCAUCAUGGUCUAAUGGUCCGAGGCUUCACCGGAACCUCCCUUCAAAGACAUGAAUUCCCAGUUAGAAGAGGUUUCUCAAGUUGGCUGUCGCUCUGUGCUACAGCCGCCGGCUGCAUAGGCUCAGCCGUGAUUGUAUCGUUUGUGUAUUAUAUGCUCCGAAUUCAUGAGAUUUUCAUCGGCCUGUGGGUGGUCUCCAUUUUUAGUGGACUAAAAUGGCUAGCCGGAAUAGUUUAUGUCAUUGCCUUGAGGCCUGGGGAAAUCGUUACUUUUCCUGAACCAAAAUGCCAUUUUCUCUCCCCUCUUAAAUAUCAUCAUGGACUUGGAAGUCUUAUAAUUGUGGGUCUUUCUUCAUUCACAUCAAUGUGCAUUUUCACCGGAGGUGUACUUUACUUGGUCGGUGAACUCUGCCUCAAGCCGGUGUUCUUGUUCUAUUUCUGGCUCAUUUACUUCAUUUUCCCUUCGGUUGCUUUGCCGCUGCUGCAACCGGUUCAGCUUGUUUUAAAAGCAAGUGCUGUGAAUAUGCAUCUACUGGGACUCAUUUUAUCAAUGGUAACUUCAGGAACAGGUUUCCAAUUCCGAAACCACAACUGGAACAGACACCAUGUACUGAUUUUCGCCGCGGUGCAAGGCACAUCGGCAGGUGUGUUGCAUGCUUUCGGGCGAGUUUUGGCGAUGGACUGUUCACCGGCUGGUAAAGAAGGCGCGUUUUCAGUUUGGUUAUCGUGGGUGAAAAUGGUGGGAACUUGUUUGGGCUUUGCUGUAGCGUCAGGAUCCGCUGCUGCGAACGUCGGGACUUCUUUUGGAACCGCGUUCUGCACCGCAGCUAUUGCGAUGGUGAUAUCCAUUUAUGGGAACAUUAGCGAUGUCGAAGGAGCAGUAGCCGCCGGACAUGUGAAUGAAGAGGGCUUGGAUGAUAGCAAUAGCAUGAGCAUGAGCAUUAGCGACGUUAAUGGCGAUGCGAAGAAAGAGCCUGCGGGUGUAGCUGUGAGCGCGGAAGCUGCUUAGUAAAAAGGAA
This is a messenger RNA of Hibiscus syriacus, 1585 nucleotides long. RefSeq lists its product as uncharacterized. Lineage: Eukaryota; Viridiplantae; Streptophyta; Magnoliopsida; Malvales; Malvaceae. Bases 49 to 1575 code for a protein of 508 amino acids. The record is from RefSeq and is a predicted model, not a curated record. The transcript has 2 exons.